Molecule: messenger RNA, 2865 nt
Organism: Zasmidium cellare ATCC 36951
Lineage: Eukaryota; Fungi; Ascomycota; Dothideomycetes; Mycosphaerellales; Mycosphaerellaceae
Exons: 2
Coding region: 1-2865 (954 amino acids)
Source: RefSeq, a predicted model, not a curated record
AUGUGCGCGCGUGAAAGGAGACAACGUGCGAGUGAAUAUCCCGCGCACGUGAAUUUCGUCCGCCUACGCCCAUACUCACAUGCAAAUCUUCCAAAAGUUUCCACAUGGCUGCCUAAUCUUUCACACAGUACCAUUCAAUCUCGAGAACCUCACGUCUCGCAAACGGCGACAGCUCCAAGCUAUGACGCUAGUCUCGAUGGUCACGCGACGUUGACCAAUGAGGAAGCUGCCAGGUCCCUUAUUCAGCGCGGCUUCAACAGCGACUUGAAGCGACGACAACGACGUCCAGUACACCAACAUGGUCGACGUCUUGCACACUUGACGGCGGCGAACAUUUGCAACUUCAAUAUCGUUCUCCUGACCUUGCAAGACUUCAACAAGCACUCAAGACCCCUCGGGCGUCAUCCGCCACCACUUCACGUCGCUGCAACCAACCUCAUCACCACUGCGGCGUCCAACAUGGAGGUUCCUAUACCACCCACCAGCCCACAGCACCAGCCUGCGGGCACCCUCGCUGGACUCGCUCCUAUGAUUACUCCAUCGAACGCCCGAGAGACAAUCAAGGCUGGACUUGUCACUGGCUUUUCAUUCGGUCAUAUCAAGCAGAGCCUUCGCACGACCGCAAUCAGUGUCUUCACCCACCAGAAGCUGGCGCCCCGCUACCAGUAUCGCGUUCGAGAUGGAGCAAACAAUUUGGUCUUCUUUCUCUGCGCCGUCCAAGCCUACCAAGCCCCUGGAAACGACGACCAGCUUCCGAGAAUCGGUGAAGUGCAGAUGUUGCCACUGGGAAAUUGGGAGAGCCUCUAUCUCGCGCUGGUAGCUGAGAUCCGCGCCGUGUAUUCGGACAUCAAGCUGCAUUUCAACACCGAGCGUGAGGGUGGUGCGCGCGUUCUUCACAUGCGCGGCGGUGAUGGCAAAGAAGAGCAGAAGCCAUUCACAGCUCUCAACUUUGGUCACCAGCUCGAGGAAAUGUGGCAUUUGCUCAUGGACGCGCGCCUCCUGGGUCCACUUGAGGAAGCCGUUCGCAUGGAGAACGCAACUGAGCCGUAUCGUGCAAAGUUUGGCACUUCCACCUUUCGCCAGCGGUUCCAGGAUCACUUUCACAGGCUCGCGAAGAAGGACAUGGAUGCGAAACUCGACGCGACCGAGGGCAUCAUCAAUCAAGAUUAUUACACCUCAGACGAGAUCAUUGACCAGCUCUGGCACAAGCACGCAACUCUCGUGAGCCGCGCGUGUCGAGAGCACCUCCAUAUUGAGGUGGACCUACGAGCACGUCGCUCGCAGCUCCGUGAGGUGGCGAACAGUCCGCCACAAGCUGCUGCCAACCAAGACGAGCCAUUCUGCUUGUGUCAAGAUGGCUGUCGAUGCCGACCGGCUUGUCAGUUCGAGAUUGGCAUUUGCGCCUGCAAGGACCUGCGCAAACAGGCUGCUGCGGUCCAAAACAUAAGCAAGACGCGAAACGACAGCUUGAAUCAGGAGGCCUGGCCUCUCGUGCAGCCACAGUCACCACCAGCGGAGAUGCCAGCUGAGGUGCCAGACAAGUUGGCAGCAAACGAACCCGGCAGCAUCUCCGACGACAUGGCGAGAAUGCAGAUGGCAGGCAGUCCUGAGCCAGAUCAACGCCUCAUUCAGUCAUACAAGACCGCGAGUCAGGCUGCUAGAACUGCCAGUCGCCAGACGUUCAGCAACCGUCGUGGUAGGGCCGGAACUGAAGAUGGCGAUCUCGCGAAUGUGCCGUCUGUGCACUCAACCCGGGCCAGAGAGACUAUCCGCCUGGGCCUCUAUGGCGGGGAUUCUGUGCAACGCUAUCCAGACUUUCGUUCAAUGGCCACUCCGGCGCCAGAAUCUGGUUCGAAUUACACGACGAACCCGCCAGCUCGUAGGCCUGUCCCUGUCACCUCAGCCCCAGUCUCUUCUCCGCCGCAGCGUCCACAGGCGACGCAGCGUUCAGAGACCACAUCUCCCGACUACGCCCUGACAAUCACGUCGUCGAGCAGCCCGGAACCAGAAGCACCAUCGUCAUCGCGUCCAAGCAAUCGAUUCUUGCCGCAGUUCCUGAGACCCAAGCCCAAGGGUACGACCGGACAGAGCUCCACAGGUCCAGCUCAGGACAACACGCGUCAGUCGGACAACGAGUUCGACAAGUGGGACACCUCGCAUGUCAAGACGCCAAAGAUAUCGACUCAGGAGUGUAGGACUAAAGCUGGUGAGCGCUAUCAUUCUCCAAUGGGUCGUCAUUCAGCCGACUCGCCGGUGCUGCCUGACCGCAAGCCACCUCCUGCGACAAUCCCGCGAUCGAACACGGCGGAUAGCACCCAGCUUCCGGUGCCAGACUUCAUCGCACCUCGCCCAGCACUGAAGCAGCGCUACGUGUCAGCCGGCGGUACUGCGAAGCUUGCUGACCGAGAAGAGAUCGAAGGCUUUAAGCUGCCGGAAGCUGCGGAUCCUGGUGUCUAUAUGAAGAAGGAUGAGUUGAUGAAGCGACUGGCGGACGGCGAGUUUGGCACGCCUCCUCGUUCCAGCACGAACACCGACAGUGUCCCGCGAUCCAGCUACGACACAGCAGUCGUGAGCAGCAACAGCAGCGCACGUGUUUCCGACGACGUUGGCAACGAGCAGGAGGGAGGCGGAAAGCGCGAUCGUACCACUAGCAAUACGAGCUCCAGAGGACUGAGGCGGCUGUUCAGCAGAAAUGACAGCAUUACGGAGACGGCAGCGCAGCAGCGAGCAGACCAGAGCAUUGAGCAUGAGCAUCGAACGACCACCGAGCACGACGAAACGAACCGAUUCGAAACCCGAUCGAUUUUGGAUCUGAAGUUGCUGGACGCAGGUCUUGGGAGGUGCAGCCAUGCGGUUGUGCUGUGA